AUGACUGACGUAGCUAAACCUCCUCAAAAACGCAACUUUAGGAGAACUCAAGGCGCACAGAACAGAUCCGAAAGUGGGCCAAAAAAUAACAGCGGGCAGCGCUGGAAACUCGGGAGUUCUGAGUCACAAUCUGGCCUAGGGGAUGCUUCUGAAGCCAACGAUGAUCAAGAUUGUAUCGUCUGUGCUGAACAUAUCGUUUAUGCAGCAGUUUCGCCAUGUAACCACGUUGUAUGCCAUAAAUGUGCCUUUAGACAGCGUGCUUUAUACGCAAAAAAGUCAUGUUUAGUGUGCAGAACCGAAGUGGAUAAUGUGAUUUUUUGCAAAGACAAAGAUGCCGCUUACGAAACGUUUUCGGACAACGACAUCACUGAGUUCAAUGAAAAAUAUGGUGCAUCAUUUGUCUCCAAAGAAAUUGCCCUUGCGACUCUCGGACUACUUCACUACAACUGUCCUUUCGGUGACACAAGCGAUCUCGAUUUUGGUAGCUUCAAGAAAUACAAUGCUCAUUUGAAAAACGAUCAUAACAAAACUCUCUGCAUGAUUUGCGCUUCGCACAAGAAAGCUUUCCCGCGUGAGCUCAAAAUUUAUACUCCAAAUCAAUUAAGGGUCCAUCAAUCUAAGGGGGACGUUGAGGGCUUCACUGGUCAUCCCAUGUGCGAUUUCUGCUCGGGGCAAAGGUUCUACUCAGAAGACGAAUUGAACAUUCACUUGCGAGAUAAGCACGAAAGGUGUCAUAUUUGCGACCGAAUUGAUUCCACAAAACCUCAAUACUUGAAGGAUUACGACCAAUUGUUUGAGCAUUUCAAGGCCACACAUUACGUUUGUACAGUUCAAUCAUGUCUUGACAACAAAUUCGUGGUUUUUCAAGAUGAGAUAGACUUGCAAGCUCAUAUUCUCAAAGAGCAUGGCAAUAUUCUUCGAAACGGAAACAACAGUAACCCUUCGGGCGGAGCUAGAAAAUAUCAAUCUCGCUUGUCAACAUUCAGUCAACCAAACUCGAGAAACUCAAGUUCACAACGGUUAGAUAAGCAUAGCGAGCCUGGCAAUACCGAGGAUUCACUAGAAAUGAAAACAAAAAGGAUGCAAGAAAGAGCAAGACAUUACCUCAAUUACUCACACACCGAUUACGAACAAUUUCUAGCAAUAAACGAAGGCUUCAAAAACAGAAUGAUAACAGCUGAGGAUUUAUACGGAGCGUACCAAAGUUUGUUUAAAUCCCCCGAGGCAAAUACAGCCUUAUUAUUGUAUGAUUUUUCAGAGUUGUUUUUCAAAAAUUCCCAAUAUUACAAAGACCUUCGCUCCAUUUACGAUAGCGAGCAAAAAAAGCAAGACCGUGAAACCAACUUCCCAUCACUAAGUGCAUCAAGCCCGUCACUUUUGGCUGGUAAUGUAGUUAGUGGGUCGUGGGGCAGAACUGCUGGGAGUGCGAAACCAGCUGCUCGUCAGUACAACUUCCCUGCCCUCAAGAAACCUGUUCACCCGCAGCCCAUUUUGAAGCCCAAGCCUGUGUCUUACGGCAAAGUAAACAAUGCUUCAUCUGUGAAAAACCCAAUGGCAGCAGUUCGGAAGUCACCAUCGGCAGAACCGGGUGACUAUAAACCCACAUAUCUAGACAGCAAGAGUUCUGGGUCUAGUUCCAGUCCUUCACUAGAUAAAAAAAUGUUCCCCCCUCUGCCUCAAUCGCAGGGUAAGAAAUUCAGAGCUCCAUUGGUUAACGGAUCCAAAAUCGUCGAUCCUUCUCAGUGGGGUAAAAUUUCUCAGAGCCCUCAAGGUAUUGUUGACGCGCCUAGUGGCAAUUCUUUCAUCAACGAAACGGCCACAGGCAGUAGAAAAAAGAAUAAACAAAAACAACUACUAUUCCAUAUUGGCAUUUGA
This is a messenger RNA of Lachancea nothofagi CBS 11611, 1875 nucleotides long. Lineage: Eukaryota; Fungi; Ascomycota; Saccharomycetes; Saccharomycetales; Saccharomycetaceae. The record is from the annotation of a GenBank genome assembly.